AUGAUUUGCCACGACAUCGACGAGGAGACCCUGCACCUGGUCAUCCAGAUGCAGCUCGAAGAUCUAGAACAUAUGAAGAAUUGCAGAAAGGGCAAGCAGAAAGAAGGUAGUCUUCCUGACUCGGAAUUCGCCUUCGAAACCUACCAGUCUGAGCUCAAGACAUGUGAGCAACGAGUAUCGGACAGAACCAUGAGCCGGAGCAUUCAAAAGGCCACCCGUACAGAUGGUAAACUUGUGACAGUAUUCGCUGCACAGGAGAGGCAAGCUGAGCGCGACAGAGAGAUAGCACUUCGCCUUAGCCGCGGCGAGACAGUCAACCAGAACUCCUUUCAGACUUCUGCUAAUUCAAAGACGACUUCCCCAGACGAAGACAUGUCCGACUUAGACGCCGACAUGCUUCGCAAGCUUCAGAAGCUCUACAUGUCUGCAGACGCCGACGAUGACGAGACUCUAGACCAGCCAGAGUCCUCCUCCUGGGCAGCUUCGCGAAGCGACAUGAAUGGCACCACGAAGCCCGUCAAGCUGUCAGGACAGGUUCUCCAUCACUAA
Molecule: messenger RNA, 549 nt
Organism: Colletotrichum chrysophilum
Lineage: Eukaryota; Fungi; Ascomycota; Sordariomycetes; Glomerellales; Glomerellaceae
Exons: 2
Coding region: 1-549 (182 amino acids)
Source: RefSeq, a predicted model, not a curated record